UUGGUACUUAGCCACAAGCUGAAGAGUUGCAGCAGCCUUCUCCUUUCAUCCUUUCCCAUCCAAAACAAUUCCUGGCAACAGGCAUCGACAUAGUACAUAGUAGCCACAGCGACAAUGUCGAGGUGGGAGGCAUCGAUUGUCGAGCAUUUGGAGCUCAAUCGCAAAACGUACUUUAUCCUCAAGCUGGAAUGGGAAGUCGAAGAUGCCUAUAGGCUGGCAGAAGCCAUUAGUCGAAACCAAACGGUCCGAUAUGUGUUCUUAUACGACAAUUUUUUGGCCAGUUGCUCUCUGAAUGGGAGAAGAGAGGUGCUCAAAGCACUUGCUUGUCUGACCAGGUUGGAAAGUCUGGUCUACAUCUCGAAUGGCACCAGGGUCAAGAUACCUUUGGAUGCUCUCACUGCCAUUUUCAAAGCUGCCAAGAAAUUAUCCACCUUUGAGCUGCAUGGACCCAACUUGGUGGGAACCUCAUCAGACUUUGCCGAGUUCAGCCAUACAAUAACCAAACUGCCCCUGCUCAAGAGCUUCAAACUUCUGCCGGCAUACUUUGAAAGAGGACGAAUUGACUUGGGUGUAUUGAUAGACGCCCUUGCCAAAGUUGACACGUUAGAAGAACUUCGUAUGUGCUUGUAUUGUGACAAGGGAUCCCACUUGUCAUCCCAUGCACUACAGAGCCUCUGCCGUUCCAAGGUCCUUCGAAUCUUGGAUCUUCGGUGGCCGCAUCUAUGUGAUGAACACCUGACUACGAUGAGCAAGGAACUUCGAUACAAUGCUGUCCUAAGGGAGCUUCGAGUUGCUGGGAAUAACCUUGCCUACAGCUGCUUUUCUGUUGCUGAAAUGAUUGAAGUCAACGAAGGCAUUGAACACCUUACUCUGGCUUGUCGUGGGUUGGGAAAUAGCGAGUGCUGCAAAGCCCUGUGGAAGGCCAUUGAUGCCAAUUCCUUUCUCAAGGAAAUCACGUUCGAAAACACAGACGAGACCUGCAAUCGUGGCCAGGACUUCUCAGAGUUGAUGGGAACAGUGCUAGAAGAAAACAAUACCUUGGUGACCCUUCGGCUGUACAACAUGGGCCUUGAUGAUGAGACCUGCGAAGCACUUGGCAGAGCAUUACAGGUGAAUGUCACCUUGAAAGCUUUGGAUGUUCGGAAGGGAAACCGAAGCAUUAGCGACGAAGGCUUUGAGGCUCUGGCCAGCAUGCUUCAGAGAAACUACACCCUGACAUCUCUUCACACCAAUGCAACAGGAGCCAUCAAGAAACAAAUGGAUAUGUGCCUUAAACUCAACCAGUCUGCGAAGAAACUACAAGAUGGACUUGACGAUGACGUUGACAGGGACGGUGGGCGCCCUCGUAGUCCUGGGAGCUACUUUACCUUUUGUGCUUGUCGAUAAAGUUUGCUUCCUGAACUCUUAUCUCCCCUCCAAACUCCACUCCAACUCGCCAGCUCUGUGAUGGUUGGAUCUCUCCUACGGCAAACUGCUGGGUCUCCAUCUGGUGGCUGUCUCCAGGCCGGAAGACUCGAAUCGAAUCGACUCUACUAUAAUUGUAACCUACCGGUAGCUACACCCCAGAGCGCGGAAUUGACUUGACUUGGUUCAAAACUCGAAUCGAAUCAAAAUCAAUCAUCGGCGUCUGUUUAUGGAGAAACUUGUAUAAUCAUUCAUCAUUAUACUUU
Seminavis robusta is the source of this 1670-nucleotide messenger RNA. Lineage: Eukaryota; Bacillariophyta; Bacillariophyceae; Naviculales; Naviculaceae. The record is from the annotation of a GenBank genome assembly.